Ornithorhynchus anatinus (platypus) is the source of this 2546-nucleotide messenger RNA. RefSeq names its product armadillo repeat containing 6 (gene ARMC6). Gene Ontology annotation, biological process: hematopoietic progenitor cell differentiation. Gene Ontology annotation, molecular function: protein binding. The coding region runs from base 281 to 1744 and encodes 487 amino acids. Lineage: Eukaryota; Metazoa; Chordata; Mammalia; Monotremata; Ornithorhynchidae. The record is from RefSeq and is a predicted model, not a curated record. The transcript is spliced from 9 exons.
GGGGCGGGCGAGGGCCAGGCGGAGAGAGACUUCCGAAGGACGGGGAAGAACCGGGCCGCGGCGGGAGCAUCCCCCGGUCCCCGAGAGGAGGAUGUAUGGCAAGGAGAUCAGCCAUCCCGUGGCUCCACCAACCAUCCCGUCGUCACUCUCCGAGGCAAAGCGUUAAGCUGAUGGGCCGUGUCCCCGACCCAGAAGUGGCGUCGCAGACAGUAUUAUGUUCUGAUUUCGGGAGGCCCCGGCUGAAGAAGCGAACCGGCCUGGUUCCGACAGGACGGCGAAAAUGGCUUUGAGACGAAUCACUCAGGAGACCUUUGAUGGUGUAGUGCGAGAAAACAUCACAGAGUUUGAAAUGGACCCAGACGAAGCUCUGAAAGAAGCCAUCGAGCAGUUUGAAUCCCAAGGUGUUGAUCUGAGUAACAUCGUGAAAGCUGUUCGGAAACCCGCCGCCGAUGGUGCCCAGGAGCAAAAACAUGAUAUUUUACAGAUACUUGACGAACUCCAGAAAUCCGUGGACUCUUCGGCUCCCCUGGAGCUGGCCGAGCACCUCGUCCGCUUCAGUGACCGAUGCAAGCAGCAGACGGCCGCCCGUUUCCUGGCUGCCCAGAAAGGCGCUUACCCCAUCGUGCUGGCCGCCUGCCAGCUGGCCGCCUCGGAGGGCCGGGGGCUCUUGCCGAAGGCCCUCGGUGCCCUGUCUGCCCUGACCGACGGUCAGCCAGACCUCCUGGAGCCCGAGGGGCUGCAGCUGCUGGUGGCCACGUUGAAGGAGAACGUAGACGAUGCCGAAGUGACCUCCGUCGGACUCCGCUGCGUCCGUCACGUAAGUCUGAAGCACGAGCGGAACCGGCAGGACCUGGUGAAGGCCGGGGUCCUGCCGCUGCUGACUGGGGCCAUCGAGAGGCACGGCCGCCGAGCGGAGGUGAUCAGAGAGGCCUGCUCGACCCUCAGGAUCAUGACGUUCGACGACGAUAUCCGAGUGACCUUCGGCCACGCUCACGAUCACGCCAAGAUGAUCGUGCGGGAGAACAGCGGCUUGAAGGUUCUCAUCGAAGCAGCCAAAGCAUUCCCAGGUGACACCGCGGUUCUCAGCGAACUCUGUGGCACCCUGUCGCGCCUGGCUGUCCGAAACGAGUUCUGUCAGGAGAUCGUGGACCUGGGAGGCCUCAGUUUCAUGUUGACGCUCCUGGCGGACUGCAUCGACCAUCAGGACUUGGUGAAGCAGGUGCUGAGUGCCCUCCGGGCCAUCGCGGGCAACGACGAGGUGAAGGACGCCAUCGUCAGCGCGGGCGGGACGCACCUCAUUGUUCUGGCCAUGACCCGCCAUCUCGCCAGUCCCCAGUGGCCUUGCUUGUCCCCUGGGCCUAUACACGCCUCCCCCGCGUCCCUCCGCCGUCAGAUUUGCGAGCAAAGCUGCGGGGCCCUGUGCAUGCUGGCCCUGCGCAAACCUGAGAACAGCAGAGUGAUCGUGGAAGGUGGAGGGGCCUCGGCGACGCUGCAAGCCAUGAAGUUGCACCCAAAGGAAGUCACCGUGCAGAAACAAGCCUGCAUGUUGAUCCGCAACCUCGUCGCCCGAACCCAGGGCUUUUCCCGGCCCAUUCUGGACAUGGGGGCGGAGGUGCUCAUUGCCAGAGCCCGGGCCACCCACCGGGACUGUGAUGACGUGGGCAAAGCUGCUCUCCGGGAUCUAGGUUGCCAGGUUGAGCUGCAGGAGCUCUGGACGGGCCAGAAGGGAAGCCUGGCUCAGUGAUCCGUUACCCCGGCAACCAGCUAACCUGCCCCCCUCCUCCCCCCCCCCCAACGGGAGAACAAACAGGAGCGGUUCAUCUGGAACUGCGGCUCUGGGCUUUCCAGGACCCCGGGGAGGAGGAGGAGCAGGGGACGCCGCCAUCCGCCUGACCCGACGCAGACCCAGCCCCUCUAUCUCAAAUCCACCUCCGCCAAGAAUGAGGGGGUCUGAGCGGCCUCGACCCCAUCCCCUUGGGUUGCCCCGCCAGUAUCCCGAACGCUCUGAGUGGUUCUGUCUCGUCUGCUUAGGAUUCUCCGUAGCUGGUCUCUUCCUUCCCCUCUUGAGUGCCGUAGCUCUACCUAGUCCGUGUGGCUUAGAUGAACAAGGGUCGUGCGUGGAAAUAAAUGCCUCAGCGGGAAGGGUCUUUGCAGUUUAAAAUCUAUUCUCUCCAGGUCUGCGCGUGGAAACGUGGGAGUCGAAUAGUUGGGAAAAUCCUGCGGGAGACUCCACUGGAAAAUUCUAGUCACAGUGCAGUUGACCCUUUCCCCAUGAUGAGGCCUUCUUUAAGGCUCAACAGUAACAGCCUUCACCUUGAAGUCUUAAAUAGUAGUAGAAAUGUAUCCGCCUGAUAUUUCCUUCCCUCCCCCUUCUCCUUUCCUCCUCUCAGUCAAUUUGUACCCCUUGACAGGUCAACUCCUUUGUAAAGUUGGUCCCUGGCUCUGUAACCCAUUGGCAAGAAUUCUUUCCCAUUGUGUUCCCCCGAAGGCGUAACCCUCAUUCUCACCUUUGAAAAAAUAAAUAAAUUGUGGAUUGAAGUGUGUCA